GACUCCGUCGCACGGCCCGUGUUGUGCACGAACUUCUUUAAAGCCGAAGUGGUGUCGCGCAUAUGCCCCUGUAGAAUUUUGGAUUUAGCGGGGGUGUUGGAAACGAAAUUUAGGCUUCGGGGAGGGAGAUCUAUGUAAAAGCAACGCGGCUAAAUUGGGAGGAGGGGGGCAGAUUCGCCUUCGGUUCCUUCUCUUUCUCCGACGCUUUCGACCCUCUUCUCGUGGCCGCAGAGAGGGGAGAAAUAGAGGUUUUGGUGUAUUCGGCUCCGUUCUCUCCGAAACCCUAGGAUUUCCUCUCUCUCCGCCAUCAGUUCGUCUCCCUGCGUGCGAUUUUCUUGCUGGAUCUGUGGUGGACUCGUUACCCUCCUUUUAUCUGCUCCGGUAAAAGGAACUGUCUUUUAGAUUUUUGUGUACCGUUUAGGUGAAUCGAUUUGAGGGAAAGGUUGAUUCUUGAAGACGUGUUAGGGUCGGGUUGGGCGCUAGAUUAGAUUGUUAAUCCUUUUUUUUGUGUUUCCGUUGGUAGACGAUCCUUUCCUCCGAUCUCCUUUCGUGUAGGGUCCGGCUCAAGAGGGCUCAAUGAAAUUUUUGGGGCUGGUUUUUUUGUUUGCUAUCAAAAAUUGAGGGUUUUCUUGGGGUUCUGAAGAUUAGGUCAGCUUAGGCUUACCAGAUACAGAUUAAAAGUACCGUCUUGGAAUAAUUGGAGUACAGAUCAAAAUUCUUUCUUUUGAUUUUGAUACACAAGUUGGGUUGAACGAGAAAGAAUUUGGGUGCUUAGGGUUCGUUAGCAUGGCCUUAAAUUUUUCAUCUUGUUCUGUCUUUUCUACCCCGUUUGUUCAUACCGAUGAUGAGUCCUCUCGAUCGAGAUGCGAGAGGAGCCCUCUUGUCUCGUAUUGGGACACUGGAAGUGAUUAUGGUUACGUUGAAGGGGAUAGUGGGUCGACCGAUGUGGAAGGUGCGUUUGAUCCGGUCGACCUGCUACCCGAUGAUCCAUUCGGGAUGGGGCUUGACGACAGCAUGGGAGUUGCGAUAGCCAGUCUUCUCGAGGUCAGUGGCAGUGACUUUUUUGGGUGGACGCUCUUGUAUUCACCUGAAACUCAGUUUUACCAUGAUGGUUGGAUGGAGGAAUGUGAUGGCUGGGACGAUGGGGACUUCACAGGAUUGUCUGUUCGGGAAGCCGGAGAUGAAAUUUUGGAAUCUGGCUUGGAUAUGGGACAUUCUUUAAACUGCAAUCGUGCAGAAGAAGCUCGCUCCAUCAUAGAUGAUGGUACCCCACACGAGGGACUGCUCUUCUCGCUCGGGUAUUUGGGUGUUCGGGAUCUCCUCUCCGUAGAAGGGGUCUGUAGGUCCUUGCGUUUUGCUGUUCAGAGUGAUACUCUCUUGUGGAGAUGUAUCCAUAUCGACUCUCCUCUAAGUGAGAAGAUAACUGAUGAUGUGUUGCUGCGGCUAACACAGAGAGCUCAAGGGAAUCUGCAGUGCUUGAGCCUGACGGGUUGUUCAAGGAUCACUGAUGAUGGCCUGAAGCGAGUGCUGGACAAUAAUCCAAGGCUGAGGAAGUUAAGUGUUCCUGGAUGUGUGAGACUAAGUCUUGAUGGCAUUAUAAACAGCCUGAAAGUAUUGCAAUCCCAAGGUAUGCCAGGAAUAGAACACCUCAAGCUUGGUAGGCUUUUCAUUGUAUCCGAAGAACAAUAUGGGGAGUUGAAGUUGUUGCUAGGUGCAGAGCAACUUCAGCAAGCCAAACAUCAGAAACCAAGGUUCUACCACACCGAUCGCUCAUCUCCUACUUGUGAUGAUGACUGCAUUAUUGAUAUCGAGUUGUGUCCGUUGUGUCAGAAAUACAAGCUUGUUUACGACUGUCCUUCUGAGAGUUGUCGAGGAAAGGGUUCUAAGCAGUGCAGGGCUUGCGAUGUUUGCAUUGCGAGGUGUAUUCAGUGUGGGAAAUGCAUUAAAGACUGUAGGUAUGUUGAGACAUUUUGUCUCGAAUAUCUAUGUUCAGGUUGUUGGAAGCUACCACUGGUUGUACAUGAGAGCAACGAAGAGAAGUGAAUAUGCACCAGGAUGGCGUACCUUUCAUUCAAGAAAUUGGUGAUGUGAGAUAUUGUUGCCAAGAAAUUUACACACGUGUCAUUUCACUCCUUGUUGGUCUAUUCUGAGGGAGGGAGGUUUACGUCCUUGAGGUUAUCACUGUUUGAUCUUAGUCAAGUUGAGCAAGUAUUCGGGUUAAUUAUAUACAUACAGGGAAUAAAGAAGAAAUGAAAUUAAAGACAAAAAAAAGGAAAAUUACAGUGUUGAUAUCAGUGUGUUUCUGAGCCAUAUGAGCAGCUUAAGAACAGCUCAAGAGAUUACCAGGUGACUUCGACUUGCUGUCUAUUUGAUACCUUUAUGAUGGACACUGUUUGAGGCUAACUGUUGACUUCUCUGUUGCCUCGUGCAGAGAUCCAAUCUCCAUGUGCGCCGACACUCUGGAAAUGGAAAAUGAUCAGAGUUUGCAAGAAAAGCAUUAUUAUUGCUGUUCACAUUGAUUUCUUUGGGAAAUGAUUUGUUAUGACUUGAAGAUAAUUUCCGCUGGUGAUGUUUGUGAAAUUAAUCUCAUGCUGGCUGUGAUAUAACAAUAUAUUGCUUAGGAGAUGUGUGUUUUAUAUAACCUGUGGAUAUCGUGGUGUUGUCUUUGUAGAAAGUUUACAUUGUAUGACUUGCCCAUUUAAUCUCCUCGUCAGACUGUAUUUAUCACCCAUUCAACUGCGAUUGGAGUAUGGCUAUGUUUCAUUAUCGAUUGAAAAAUAAGCUACUUAUUUAA
Musa acuminata subsp. malaccensis (wild Malaysian banana) is the source of this 2794-nucleotide messenger RNA. Lineage: Eukaryota; Viridiplantae; Streptophyta; Magnoliopsida; Zingiberales; Musaceae. The record is from RefSeq and is a predicted model, not a curated record.